AUGAAUAGUAUUGGAGCAAUGAACUCUCCAGUGAAGCAACCUUUGCCAACAGUAUUGGCUCCUCCUACUAUUUCAAAUUCUUCACCUUCCAAAGUACAACAACCACCGAAUUUAACUCCACUUAAUUUAAAUACUUCUCAAUCAGCUCAACCUUUGAGUCUUGUUAAUGAACAUAAAAAUAUUCCAAUUGUUAUCCCUUCGCCUAUUAUGACUUCUGUUGAAAAUAUUGUUCCAAAAUCUACCUCUUGUAAUGGUAUACCUGAUACAAAAGCAAUCGGUGAGAAAAUUGAAGAGGCCCUGCCUAAAAUUGAAUCACAAUUACUACACAAUCAGGUAAAUAAUUCUGUCAAUGUUAAAAGCGCAAAUGAAUCUCCUCUUUCUGAAGUGAAACCUCAAAUAUCAGAGGUUGAAAAUCUUUCUCAAAAAAAAGAUGAUAAGAAUAACUUGCCAAUUGUUCAAACCGAUAAAGUAGUUUUGCCAGAAGUUAAUUUAACAACUAUAAGUGAUCCUAUUAAGCCUGAAGAAUUACCAGAAACAAACCAAGGACCAGCUGUUUCUUCUGAAAAGUCUGAACAAGCACUUGUAAACACUUCAAAAGUUAGUGUACGACGAAAAAGAGAACAUAAACAACUAGAAGAAGAAGACGAUAAGAAGGAAAAGUCAUUGAAAAAGGAUACACCUGUAGAAGAAAUAAAAUCAAAGCGUACUAGACUUCCUACACAACCUUUCCAAUUAUCAUUGUUGCCAGAAAUGCAUCAUAUUUCUAAAAUUUCUGAAAAACCCGUAUCUUCAAAAAUCAAUAGUGACAAAUUAACAGUGUUUUACAAGAAUGAAUUUUUGGCUGUACGAAAUGAAGACGGAGGAUUUUACUUAUGUCAAGCUAUGCAAAAUAUUCAUAGAGCUAGCCGCCGCAUUCGUAUUCGAUGGCUAACUCAACAUCCAAAUGAUGAGUUUACGCCAGAUUUUUAUGACCAUACAGAGUUUGAUUGUAUUUUGACAAAUAUAACAUUAAAAAAAAUUCAGAAAGAACAAUGGAAACUACCUGAAAAAGAAAAGCUAAGAAUUGAAAAUAUUUUGAAACGAUCUAUUGAUGUUGAAAAAGGAUCAGAAAAACCUUCAGUAACUGAAGAACAUCCAGAUGGGUUGGACGUAAGUUUGUUCAAAGAUGAAGCUCAACUAACAAAGAAAAAAGGUAGCAAAAAAAGCGUAACUGUAAAAAGGAAGGUAUCAACUGAUGAACAACAACCAGUGAAAAAGUCAUCUAGAUUGUCUAAGAAAAAACCAUCUUAUGAUUUUGGGCAUUCGUCAUCUGAGAGUGACGAGAAUGAUGAUGAAGAAGACAAUAGUAACCAAAACAAAUCAUCAAACAAAAAAAUUUUGAAAAAGAAAGUUAUUGCAAAAGAACCUGCUAAAAAAAUAAUAGGCAAUAUGUCAAAACCGAAACCACCAUCAGUUAGAAAAACACAAACUCCUGUUAAACCGACUUAUGUACUGGCAUCUGUUUCAUCAGCAGUGAAGAAAAGAGAAAUAAUUGCUACAAAACAAAAAAAGGAAAACAGUGUUUCAGAUAAAAAGUCUUCCAAGAAAGUAGAACCAAAAUCUCCAGCUGUUCCACUACCUUCAGAGAGAUCAUCAAAAACUAGAAAUGCAGGAAAUGCUGUUUCCGCAAAAAUAACUACUGCUGGUAUUGGAAUAGUUAAAAAUAACCCCAACGAUCGAAAAACAUUAAGAAAUCGUAAAUGA
This is a messenger RNA of Macrosiphum euphorbiae (potato aphid), 1743 nucleotides long. NCBI's taxonomy places the organism in Eukaryota, Metazoa, Arthropoda, Insecta, Hemiptera, Aphididae. The record is from the annotation of a GenBank genome assembly.